Molecule: messenger RNA, 2715 nt
Organism: Recurvomyces mirabilis
Lineage: Eukaryota; Fungi; Ascomycota; Dothideomycetes; Mycosphaerellales; Teratosphaeriaceae
Gene: PDE2
Product: 3',5'-cyclic-nucleotide phosphodiesterase
Exons: 2
Coding region: 1-2715 (904 amino acids)
Biological process (GO): cGMP catabolic process
Molecular function (GO): 3',5'-cyclic-AMP phosphodiesterase activity; 3',5'-cyclic-GMP phosphodiesterase activity
Source: RefSeq, a predicted model, not a curated record
AUGGAGGAGAACGUGGAGGGCAGAUGUGGUGUGGUCUAUUUCUGCGGCGGCUUGGGGGAGGAGAUUAUUCAAUCAUAUCGCAACACAAGUCCACCGAGGGAGACAGGACACGCGCGACACAUUGAUGUGGUGUACCGCAAUGUGCGAGCCUUGUUGGACGAGAACCAAGGAGGCUUCGACGAAGUCUUCGUCAGCUCGAGUGCCGCAGAGUGUCACGAUCGGUUAGAAAGUCAUGCGAACAAAGUGCCGACUGUUGUGCUAGUGGAGCUCCACGAUGGUGCGGCCAAGGACGCGCGGUUAUUGGCCGACAACAAGCAAGCCGCCACCUUCCCUUUCUUGCGCAACCUGUCCGCGGAUAUCAAUGGCGCACGCUACCAGCGGCCGGUCAUGCCUUUCGCUUUGGUAUCACCAUCUUUCCACGAAGAGGACGUGCCGGCCGACGCCACUUUCGCGGCAUCUUGUCUGGAAGCUGGCGCACUCGACAUUUUCCACAGCCCGUUGAAUGACGAAGACUUACAUCGUCUAGUUGGGCAUGUAAAAGAGGCAUUGCGGCCGGCCGCACGUCUGGUGGGAUCGAGUAUGGCGCAAAGUCUGGUCACAAGUAUUCGCAGCACGACACCCAAUUCCUCCGCCCGAUAUAGACCCGAUGAAUCACUUUCGCCAGCGCGGCGGAAAGUCGUCGAAGAUAACGUGGGUAAAUGGCACUUUCCAGCUCAGACAUUCACCAUGGACGAACUUACUUACGCUGCGAUGUUCAUGCUGGAGCAUAUGUUGCAGCUACCGGAUCUGCGAUUCUACAGCAUACCUCGAGCGGAGCUCAUGACUUUCCUCCUGGCCACGAGACGACAGUAUAAGCACCAACGCGAAGUCCACUACCAUAAUUGGAGACAUGCGGUCGAUGUCACACAAUCAAUAUACUGUUUCCUGCUCGAUGUACGGUUAUGUCCGCCACUUGCGAACGAUACAAGAGAACCACGACAACUCAACGCCGUAGAGGGCCUACUGACCCCACUGGAUGGCUUGAUAUUGCUAGUCUCUGCGAUCGGCCACGAUGUUGGCCACCCUGGUGUCAACAAUGCUUUCUUAACCGCCUGCAAUCAUCCUUUGGCGCAAAUGUACAACGACAAAUCUGUGCUCGAGAACUAUCACUGCGCUGCAUACUCGCAAUUGUUAAGGCGGCAUUGGCCGGCUCUCGGCAAUAUCUCUGGUUUUAGGACGACCAUGAUCUCGACUAUUCUUGCCACUGAUAUGCAGAGGCACUUCGAGUACAUGUCUGGUCUCGGCGAACUCAAGCGCAAGAUAGAGGGCAGUGAGAAUGAUCUAAGCAACUGGAAUGACAAGGAUCGGGAGCAAGCACGAGAACUUAUGAUGGCCCUACUUAUGAAAGGCGCAGACAUAUCAAAUGUAGCAAGACCAUUCGACCUUUCGUCUGAGUGGGCGCGAACACUCAUGAAUGAGUUCGCAAGGCAAGGCGAACUGGAAGCCGAGCUCGGGAUACCAACCUGUCUGUUUGGUGGCCCACCAAACAAGGAGGACAUUUUGGCGGCCGCGCAGAGUCAAAAAGGCUUCAUGAAUCUGUUCGGCAUACCUCUUUUCUCCGGCAUGACAGAUGUCAUGCCAAGUCUCUCCUGCGCGAUACGGGAGCUCGAACAGAACACUGCGAUCUGGGAAGAGAAGAUCACUAAGGAGAAGCAGAAGCGUAACUCUGGUGGUGAGAGCUCGCCAUUGACGUUCUCAUCUGUCUCGAAGAAAGAAGUGGACGAGGCGAAGCUCCAAAAGCGUCAAUCGGAACCAUUGGCUGUGCCGGAAGACGCACCUGGCCUGCCAACAUCAUCUACGAAACGCCAGACUGCGGUCGACUCGGCACUGUCGCCACGACAGCAUCCUGCACAUUCGCAGCGGCAACAUCUCACUCUUGGACUUGCUACCCAAGAUGGACACCGGUCGUCUUUGCCGCCAAUGCCUCCUCCAGCUCUACCACUAUCACCAAACGGUGGUGCCUCACGCAGAUCCAGCAAAGACGUAGCGCUCGACUCAAUACAGCAACUUUCCGCAUAUGCACAGAGCAGCAUGAGCCCCACAAUAAGUUCCGGGUCGAGGAGAGGGUCCGCCGACUGGCAGGUUCAUCAGAACUACCCGGGAUCGAGACGAGGGAGCAAAGAUGAAAGCCUGACGACCAUAUUAGUCACAAGUCAGUCAGGAUCACCAGGGCGAGGACCUGCUGGGUCGCCCAUCAAGCAGAGUCGCAAACGACAAGGCACAGCACAGAGUCAGAAACCAGAUGCUGUAUCACGAUACUCGGUCCCAUCAUCGACGUCAAGAUCGCACACAACCAGCUCAGCGACCGCGAACACGACUCAGCCAUCUUCUUUAGCGCCUACCGACGAUGAACGGACCCCUCCAGCUUCAGAAGACCCAUUCGUGGUACCUGGAAACUGGCCAUCAGAUCUCGACGGCGCACAACGAUCUGCAGAUCCUGUCAAACAUCCGAGCACGCCAGACCUAUCCACGAGUAGAGCCGCUAAGAGCGACUCGCCGCGUAUCAUAGCGCGUAUGGCUAGUGGAGAAGGUGAUGAUGGGAGGGGGACGCCGAGGAAAGAACAUGCGAUUCGUGAAUCGAGAAGUCGAAGUCGGCUACGGAAUUUGAAGUUCUGGAAGAAGAAGCGGGAUCCUUCUGGGGUUGAAGGUGGUGUGACGGAUCCUGGGUCGCCUUAA